Trichoplusia ni (cabbage looper) is the source of this 1584-nucleotide messenger RNA. RefSeq lists its product as uncharacterized. The coding region runs from base 108 to 896 and encodes 262 amino acids. The record is from RefSeq and is a predicted model, not a curated record. The transcript has 5 exons. Gene Ontology annotation, molecular function: chitin binding. Gene Ontology annotation, cellular component: extracellular region. NCBI's taxonomy places the organism in Eukaryota, Metazoa, Arthropoda, Insecta, Lepidoptera, Noctuidae.
CACUAGCCGGGCAAUAAAGCAGGGACCACGAGAGAAGCCAGGUCGAAGGACUAGUAAACAGUGGUUGUGUUAGUGUGUGCAAUAUAACAAAAAAAGAAACGAUCACAAUGUCAAAUCUCCGAGCUCGGUAUCUGCUGAUACUCCUCAUGACAACUCUAGUGGGAGCUGAUGAUAUCGACUAUGGCGUCGAAGAAAACCUCCUCAUCAAAGCCUUAAGAGAUGUAUCAAACCAGAACAAGACAGACACUUUGAAUUUACCGGCAAAUGCUUCAUCCAUCAGAGAGAAUAUUACAGACACGUUUAGCUGCGAGAACCGAACCUACGGCUACUACGCUGACGUGGACAAUGAGUGCCAGGUGUUCCACGUGUGCCUCCCUUCGCAAACCCCCUCCGGACGCAACGUCACUUACCGCUGGAGCUUCAUCUGUCCCAAUGAGACCAUAUUCAAUCAGGAGGUCCUAACCUGCACGCGAGUAGCCGACUCAAUAAACUGCGAAGAUUCCCCAAUGUUCUACCACCUCAACAUGGAAAUCGGUAAAGUAUCCAACAAGACGGAAGAAAAAGAUACAAAAACCAAUCGCAAAACACAAAAAAGAAAAACAGAAACUAAAAGAGAAAAAAUCGUGAUGGAAAACGUCGUCAACGAAGUACAAGAAGUACCAGAAGAACUAAAAGAGAAACUCCAAGAAGAAAUAUUUAAGAAGAAUGGAGAAGAGAGCCCCAUGCUAUUAGAAGCCGUUAUCGAGAGUGUAGAAGCAGAGCUAGAAGCAGAAGAUAUGAGUAAAGAAGAAGACUUGGAUAGGAUGAUCAUGGAGAGGAAUUUGAUGCAGGAUAGGCAGAUGAGACAAGAGAGGCAGUUGAGAAGAGGCAAUGUUAGGUUUAGAGGAGAAAACUAAAGUGCAAUAAUUAUAGAAUUUCAGUCGUGUUUUGGUGCAAUGAUAUUUGAUGUAUUUGAAGCUUAUGGCAAACUUUCUUUUAGGGUUGCCGAUAUAAAUGUUUUUGGUGAUUUCGCUUUUCGCUGCUUUGAGUGGGAUCACAUUUUAUUUUUUAUGGUUUGGUGUUGAAAUUACUCGUCUCAUUCUUUUACUGAGUUAUUGUAAAAAAUUGUCAAUAUUAUGUAUAAGAAUAAUUUGGACAAUAUUUUCUUAAGACUCAAUAUUUAAUUUUUGAGUUAGUAAAAAAAGAAUGCUGAACCAUUGGCCAGAUGUUCUGAAAUAAUUAUGACAAAAUUGAUGUAAAUACACACAAUACAGCAAGCUUUUAAAUGAUAGUAAUUCUUUGUCAAAAACCUAGUUUUUAUUACAAGCAGGCAUUUAUAAACGUAACAAUAAUGACUCUAGGUGUGUUUCCAAAAUAUCAAAAGAACUGGCAAGAAAGACCAUAUGCUAUAAUUUUAAAGUUUUCACGUAUUCUUAAAAUGUCUGUCAAGUGCCACUGAGUUACUAUGAUAAAAUAUUACUAUUCAAAAUAUCGUUGCACCGAUAUUAAAGAACGUUACUGAUAACACCAUGCUUCGGGUUUAAGCUAAUUUAAGUUGUUGUAAAUAGAAAUAUGAAGUUUAAAUAAAUGAAAAUGUUCAUUUAA